AUGAAGCUCUUUGGUUGUCUCGUGUUUCUAAUUGUAUGUGUUUUAGGGUUUGCUAGCUCAAGCCAAGCUCAGCUUGAGCUUGGCUACUAUGCAAAGAGCUGCCCUCGCGCCGAGAAAAUCGUCCACGAUUUCGUCUACAAGAACAUUCCCAAAGUUCCUUCCUUGGCCGCUGCUUUACUUAGAAUGCAUUUCCAUGACUGCUUUGUUCGGGGUUGUGAUGCAUCUGUACUUUUGAAUUCAACUACCAGCAACCAAAGUGAGAAAGUGUCUCCACCAAAUCUAUCAUUGAGAGGCUUCGACUUUAUUGAUAAAAUUAAGAAACUUGUGGAAGCUGAGUGUCCUGGAGUUGUCUCAUGCGCUGACAUUCUUUCUUUAGUUGCAAGAGAUUCCGUCGUUGUCAUCGGGGGUCCAUUCUGGAGGGUUCCGACCGGAAGAAGAGAUGGUUUGAUCUCAGUAUCGUCGGAGGCUUUGGUGAACAUUCCUCCACCAUUUGCCAACUUAUCAACUCUACAACAACAGUUCGCUAAUAAGGGUCUUGAUCUCAAAGACCUUGUUUUGCUUUCAGGAGCUCACACAAUUGGAGUAUCCCACUGCUCGUCAUUCACACGGCGGCUGUACAACUUCACCGGAGUGGGAGAUCAAGACCCGUCACUCGACACCCACUACGCCGCAAAUCUGAAGGCAAAAAAAUGCAAAAGCAUUAGCGCCAACGGCUUAGUGGAAAUGGACCCUGGCAGUUUCAGAACCUUCGAUCUCAGCUACUACUCACUUCUUCUGAAGCGCCGAGGGCUGUUCCAGUCCGAUGCCGCUCUGACCACCAGCUCGGCCACCAAGGCCUUUGUUACCGAUCUGCUCAAUGGCUCUGUUCAGAACUUCUUCGCCCAGUUUGGGUUAGCCAUGGAGAAAAUGGGUCGGAUCGGGGUCAAGACUGGGUCCGAGGGUGAGAUUCGCAGCCACUGCGCCUUUGUAAAUGCCUAG
Molecule: messenger RNA, 978 nt
Organism: Benincasa hispida (wax gourd)
Lineage: Eukaryota; Viridiplantae; Streptophyta; Magnoliopsida; Cucurbitales; Cucurbitaceae
Product: peroxidase 39-like
Biological process (GO): response to oxidative stress; hydrogen peroxide catabolic process
Molecular function (GO): heme binding; peroxidase activity
Source: RefSeq, a predicted model, not a curated record